AUGGCCACUUGUACUAGUACUAGUACAACUACAACCUUUCCAACAGUGGACAAAUGCAACUCUAUAGGGAGAGAAAAACACACUGUGGUUGCAGACAUGGAUGGAACCUUACUUAGAGGCCGUAGUUCAUUCCCUUACUUUGCUCUUGUGGCCUUUGAAGUUGGUGGUGUUCUAAGGCUUCUCUUCUAUCUCUUGGCUUCCCCUAUAGCAGGCAUUCUCUAUUACUUUGUCUCUGAAUCUGCUGGAAUACAAGUUCUUAUCUUUGCAUCAAUGGCGGGGAUGAAGAUCUCAAGCAUUGAGUCAGUGGCGCGUGCUGUUCUUCCCAAGUUUUAUUCAGGUGACCUCCAUCCUGAGAGCUGGCGCGUGUUCUCUUCUUGUGGGAAGCGUUGUGUUCUCACUGCUAAUCCAAGGAUCAUGGUGGAACCAUUCUUGAAGGAGUUUUUGGGUGCUGAUAUGGUUUUGGGGACUGAGAUAGGGAGUUAUAAGGGUAGAGCAACUGGGUUGAUUUGUGAGCCUGGAAUACUUGUUGGAAUGAAGAAAGCAGAUGCACUCAAGAAAAGUUUUGCUGAUGAACAACCUGAAAUUGGGCUUGGAGAUAGACUCACUGAUGCUCCCUUCAUGGCUUUGUGCAAGGAGGCAUACAUAGUGCCAGCAAAACCAGAGGUGAAAGCAGUGACAUGUGAAAAGCUUCCCAAGCCCAUAAUCUUCCAUGAUGGAAGACUUGUCCAAAAACCAACACCCCUCAUUGCCUUACUAACACUUGUAUGGAUCCCAUUAGGGUUUCUCUUAGCAUGUCUCAGAAUUGCAGCAGGGUCACUUCUUCCAAUGCCAUUAGUCUACUAUGCAUUUUGGGCACUAGGUGUACGUGUCAUCAUCAAAGGCACUCCACCUCCUCCAGUCAAAAAAUCCAACGGCCAAAGUGGUGUUCUCUUCAUUUGCUCUCACAGAACCCUACUUGACCCCAUUUUUCUCUCCACAGCUCUUGGACGCCCUAUACCAGCAGUAACCUACUCAGUUUCACGCCUUUCUGAGAUCAUUUCACCAAUCAAAACCGUUAGGUUAAACCGUGACAGAGCCAAAGAUGCUUCCAUGAUCAAGAAACUCUUGGAACAAGGUGACUUGGCUAUAUGCCCUGAAGGAACAACUUGUAGGGAACCUUUCCUUUUAAGGUUUUCUGCUUUGUUUGCUGAGUUAACAGAUGAACUUGUUCCAGUGGCUAUGGUUAACCGCAUGAGCAUGUUUCAUGGAACAACUGCUAGAGGGUGGAAAGGAAUGGACCCUUUCUACUUCUUCAUGAACCCUAGCCCUGCUUAUGAAGUAACAUUCUUGAACAAGUUACCUAAAGAGUUAACUUGUGGUUCUGGCCACAAGUUAAGCCAUGAUGUUGCAAAUUAUAUUCAGAGGGUUAUUGCUUCAACUUUGUCUUAUGAGUGCACUAGCUUUACAAGGAAAGAUAAGUAUAAAGCACUUGCUGGUAAUGAUGGAACUGUUGUGGAGAAGCCUCUGCUGCUUAACGCUAACAAAGUCAUGGGUUGCUGA
This is a messenger RNA of Gastrolobium bilobum, 1539 nucleotides long. RefSeq names its product glycerol-3-phosphate acyltransferase RAM2-like. The transcript is spliced from 2 exons. Gene Ontology annotation, biological process: cutin biosynthetic process. Gene Ontology annotation, molecular function: glycerol-3-phosphate 2-O-acyltransferase activity; phosphatase activity. The coding region runs from base 1 to 1539 and encodes 512 amino acids. Gene Ontology annotation, cellular component: membrane. The record is from RefSeq and is a predicted model, not a curated record. NCBI's taxonomy places the organism in Eukaryota, Viridiplantae, Streptophyta, Magnoliopsida, Fabales, Fabaceae.